Molecule: messenger RNA, 2730 nt
Organism: Gigantopelta aegis
Lineage: Eukaryota; Metazoa; Mollusca; Gastropoda; Neomphalida; Peltospiridae
Product: neurogenic locus notch homolog protein 1-like
Exons: 16
Coding region: 475-2706 (743 amino acids)
Biological process (GO): cell-matrix adhesion; axon guidance; establishment or maintenance of epithelial cell apical/basal polarity
Cellular component (GO): protein-containing complex; plasma membrane
Molecular function (GO): calcium ion binding
Source: RefSeq, a predicted model, not a curated record
UCUCUAUCUACAGUGUGGUACACAUUCCUUGUUCUUAGCAACUGGUGUGAUCUACCGCCCAGGACACUUGUGACUUAGCACAUGCCCUCCCCUGCCCCACCCACCCCAUCUCCCCGAGAUGGGACCGCUCCGGUAUAGAUAUCACUUUGUUACCUGAACGCUGGCUGAUACGAGUUUUGUCGAGCCGUUUUAACCUUUGAAUCUGUUCACGUUUAAAGAAGCCAAUCUGCGUCGAUGUCGUGACUUUGCUGUACGGAUUUUAAAUCGGCACACGCCCAUGGAUUAAAGCGUCGUUCAGUUAGAUCAUGUAUAUUAGGCUAUAGUUUAACGUCUCGGGAUUGUUUUAUUGUGCGUCACCUUUCUGUUUCUGCGAUUCACGCUAUUAUAACAGCUGUGGAACUAUCGUCUGCGUUUGCUUGAAAGAGGCGGGAAUAUUUCCAGCUAAUAUAAUUUUAUGUUACGAUCGAUACCGCGAUGACUGGGGUGUACACGAUUCUGGUUCUGUGUGUGGCUGUUGUGUUGAUGUCUACAGGUGGUUUGUCGAAUACGACGUCACAGGCGGAAACAACAACAACAACUACGGCGACGAUAGUAACAACUACAAAAUCACUAGUCACGACAGCCACGACUACGACUACGGCAGCUACGACUACGGCAACUAUAUCUACUGCGACAAAAGCACCAACUACAUCUACUGCCACGUCUACGACACCAGUCAAUAAUGUUACCAACUGUAAACCAAAUCCUUGUCGGAAUGGAGGAACCUGCACCGAUGGAGGGUUAAAUAACUACACGUGUUCCUGUGUAGCGGGAUGGAUGGGAGUCAACUGCACAGCAGCUGACUAUUGCCAUGGCAACCAACCGAAGUGCUCCAACAAUGGGACCUGUAUAAACGGCAACUCCAACUUCACUUGUAGCUGCCCGACAGGCUGGGAGGGAUGGAAAUGUGACGUUGCUGACUAUUGCCAUGGCAACCAACCGAAGUGCUACAACAAUGGGACCUGUAUAAACGGCGACUCCAACUUCACGUGUAACUGCCCGAAAGGCUGGAUGGGAUGGAAAUGUGACGUUGCUGACUAUUGCCAUGGCAACCAACCGAAGUGCUCCAACAAUGGGACCUGUAUAAACGGCGACUCCAACUUCACGUGUAGCUGCACGAAAGGCUGGGUGGGAUGGAAAUGCGACGUUGAUGCCAGUGACUGUAAGCCAAACCCCUGCAAGAACAAUGGAACAUGCCGAGAUGACGGACUUAACAAAUACAACUGUUCGUGUAUCACUGGAUGGCAAGGGGCAACUUGUGAAGAAGCUGACUAUUGCCAUGGCAACCAACCGAAGUGCUCCAACAAUGGGACCUGUAUAAAUGGCGACUCCAACUUCACGUGUAGCUGCACGAAAGGCUGGGUGGGAUGGAAAUGCGACGUUGAUGCCAAUGACUGUAAGCCAAACCCCUGCAAGAACAAUGGAACAUGCCGAGAUGACGGACUUAACAAAUACAACUGCACGUGUAUCACUGGAUGGCAAGGGGCAACUUGUGAAGAAGACGUUGACGAGUGUUCCACCAAACCAUGUGUAAACGGCACGUGCGUCAACGACCAACCGUCAGGGUCAGGAACAUACACAUGCAACUGUGAUCCAGAUUAUGAGGGGACGAACUGUGACAGUAUUAUUGACAAUUGCAAGGAUGGCCUAUGUCAGAAUGGUGGCAACUGUACUGACGGAAUUGAUGAUUACGAGUGUACCUGUACUAAGCGGUGGACGGGCAAAAGCUGCACAAAAGAUGUGGACGAGUGUUCUCUAAAUAACACAUGUCAAAAUAAAGGAUUCUGUCAGAACACAGCAGGAGGUUUUCAGUGUUACUGUAAAACAGGCUGGACAGGAGAUACAUGUUCUCAAGAUGUUGACGAAUGCGCGAAGCCAUCUGCCUGUGGAGAGGAGCCUGGCUGGAACUGUACCAACACAACUGGAAAUUACACGUGCGAAUGUAAAGCCACUCACAUCAAACGUGGCGACAAGUGUGUUGAAAUUUUGAUGCUUGAAGACAAAAGCACUGUUGUUCUCACCGGCGAUGACAAAAUGUAUGGACCCUACCACGCCAUCGGUGGAAUUCCGUACUACGACAAACUCUACUAUAAUGUGUAUGUGAGUACCAAUGGCUAUGUUGUCUUGGAUCAAAACUACAGUGCAACCCAUCCACCAAAGAAUGAAUCUGAUUGGCCAGCAGCGCAGACAAUCCUCGCUCCCUAUUGGUCCGAUAUUGACCUGGGUUCCAGUGGGCGGCUGAUCGUCAGUCAGUAUUACAGAUACAAGAAUGAUGACGCCGUGCUGGAUGACAUCGCCAAGAUUGUGAAUGACACGGAGUUCACUCCGCAGUAUGCCGUGAUGGUGUCGUGGUAUGAUGCAAGUCCGUACCCGGCAAAGCAGUAUGAGGGAUUCAAGAAUUCCACGUUCCAGCUGAUCUUAGUGACAGACGGAUCCAAGUCACAUGCGAUAUUCACCUAUGUUAAAUACUGGAAAGACAUUCCUGGCAGAAACGUUGUCGCUGGUUACUCAAUUCCGGGGAAAUCGCCAAGUUUUCGUUCUAUAAAUACUAGUUCAGAUCAAACUCAAAAGAGAACAUCGUACAAGCUGUUUAACAGCACGAAUGCUCUGAACAGCUCAAACUAUGACUGCCUGUCUGCCGGUAGUCGGAAUGAAGGUGUCCUGUAACUUAUUUAAACAACUGACGACUGC